GGCGGUUCUAUAGCGCUUGACUGUUGCUAAGAGCUGUCGCCUAGCAACAAGUAAGCCAAACUUGCGCUUUUACGCAGUUUUUCCUCGGUUGCCUUACGGUAGUGACCAGUCAGCAGGACUCAGACGGGGCCCAGGAUCUUCGCGUGCCAACGGGCAAAGGAGUAGUUUUUAACUAGCCAUGAACAGCGAAUUUGUAACACUUCCUGUGACAAGGAGUGGAAGCUCUGUCAAAUUAAAAGCAAAAAAUAUACACAAACUGCGUGUGGAGAAUCUUCAGCUUGAAAUGCAAAACCAAGAGAUGCAGCAGAAAUUAAACCAGCUACGUCAGAGCAUGAGUAGAGAGAAAGAAGAACGAGAGCGAUCAAAUGGAUACCACUGGAAAUCUGGCCAAGCUGGGUAUCAGUUCCAUAAUCAAGAUAAAGAAAAUAUUGGAAAGAUUUCCUCUGGACAAAUAAAGUUUAAAGUGCUCAAAAAUCCAAUACCAGAGCCUGGGAAAGAGAAGCCAGUUUCUAGACCGACAAAUAUGACAGUGACUGAAAAACCUAAAAUAAAGGGGAAACCAUGUGGACAAUGUGAAUCGAAGAGUGCUUUAUUGAAAUGCCUGGAGUGCGGAGAAGAUUACUGUUCUGCGUGCUUUGCCAAAAUUCACCAGAAGGGGGCAUUGAAGCUUCAUAGAUCUACUCCUAUUCAGGCAUUUUAUUCCCCAUCAAGAAAACAAUCUGGCAGUGGUGGAUUAUUGAUGCAUGGGGAAUUCUGUGAAACGGAAUCAGCUAAAUCAUUUUCUGAUGCCUUAAUGGAAUGGAGGAAUAACCAAAAGAAACAUUCUGUACUGGACACGGAAAUGGGCAACUCAACUGAACAACUAUCUUCACUAACCUUCAAAGAUGGUGCAGACAUACUGUGCAAUUGCACAGGAAAUUCAGAGGCUCAAACAGUCAUGACCAUAGUUAAAAAGCCCUUUGAAGUGGAAUUUAAAGAAGAUGGACUCAACUACCUGGAGAAGCUGAUGCUUAAAAAACACAGACGAACUCCCGUUAAUCAUUUUGCCAGUAAGCCAUUAGAUAAAUGCAGAUAUUCUAGUACCUCAGUAUCAGACCAUGAACUGAAUGAUUUUGACGGCUUGACAGCCGAAGAAGUGGAAGAACACGAGCAAUACGUAGCUUUGUUUAAGCCAGAGAAGGAUGCCCCAGACAUGGUGACAUACGAACCAGCUCUAGAGAUCAUGGAAAUUGACGAGGAUCCAGAGGAAGACCGUGAAAAACCCAGAAGCUUUUCUGUGUCUGAGAGGAAACGUAAUGAAACCAUCCAAAACACUCCCUUAGAUACCGAACGUACACAAAGUACACUUAUUCAUGCCACUGUAUCAGACGCCUUACCUGUUCGAGCCGCAAACAAGAAACGGAAUGCUCCGCUGCGGUCUACUUACUCCGUUGGCAGAGAAAUUGGAUUAGAGUCUGCUGAAGGUGGAAGGCCCAUGUGCACUCAAAAUGCAAAAGCAUCACUGCAGGAGGACAGCAAAUCAAUCACGUACAAAAGCUUUAAUGACAGACCAAGUCCGGAUACAGCUUCUAUCGCAAACCUGCCCAAGGCGCUUGAGAGCAUUGGUCUUAGAGAAAAAAGCCCCGUAUCGGAAUACCAUGGGUUGGCAGGGUUUUUCAUUCUGGGCGUUGACCCAAAGGAAGUCAGACCUGAGCACCGGCGGCCGCAAACCUACGAACGCGGCAUAGAAACUAGCACGAUCUGUGCAGGUCAAAGCUACUGGAGACCAGAAAGUAGCUUAAGUGACUGUGCAGAUGAUAAUAUUGUCCAUGAGAUUGUUGAAAAGGCACAGGCUCAGUACCUGUGUAAUUUUAUGGAGCAAAGUUUUAGCCCCAGACCAUCCAGUCAGAGAUCAUUGCAGAGACCACUAACAGGGGGCCAUUACAAAAGACCUUCUUCCGCAAGAUCUACAUGGCAGAUUUCAGAGUCUAGCCGUACCCCACGACCUAGUUCAGCAACAAUACGGCCGUUAUCAAGAGCAGCCAGUGAAAUUUCCGAAAUAGAAUUCAUUGACUCAACAGAUAAUGAUGACCCUCUGUCUGAACUUACCGAAGAACAGAAAAUGUUGACUGUAUUGGGAAAAGAACUGGAUGCGUUAAGAUAUCUCCCAGGUAAUACAGAUGCUAACUACCCAGUGACCUCCAAUGGACCCGUUCAAAGCACCAGACGUGGCAAGUUAUCAACGUUGGAUGCUCAGUCUCCCUUAAUGGCACGUCUGCCUCCAAAUAGCUCGCACAUGAUUUCCAUGGAAUCCCUGCAAAGCUGUGAUGGAGAAAGUGAUUCAGGCGAAGAUGAAGAGAGCCUGCAGGACAAACUCAAUGUUCUGUCACUCCAGUAACCAAUCAGUGUUGAAAGAAAUAUUUUUAUUUAUCUCAGUUGGAUGGUGUUGUAUUAAAGUUUUUUUGUUUGCAUUUGUUUGGCAUUUUUAUUAGUCGCUUGGAGGAUUGUAUUGUAUUUUAUGUUUGUAUGUAUGGAUGGAUGUUUGUAUACAGAUGGUUAAGCCAUCUAAGUUCUAAAGUGCAGAAAGACUCACCUUCCACGAGGACCUCUGCCUGAAUAAAAAAUUACA
This is a messenger RNA of Spea bombifrons (plains spadefoot toad), 2608 nucleotides long. RefSeq names its product zinc finger B-box domain containing (gene ZBBX). The coding region runs from base 179 to 2377 and encodes 732 amino acids. The transcript is spliced from 20 exons. Gene Ontology annotation, biological process: cilium movement. Gene Ontology annotation, molecular function: zinc ion binding. NCBI's taxonomy places the organism in Eukaryota, Metazoa, Chordata, Amphibia, Anura, Pelobatidae. The record is from RefSeq and is a predicted model, not a curated record. Gene Ontology annotation, cellular component: motile cilium.